AUGGACCUCGCGCCCGCGGACCGCCCCCCGACGGAGGGGUUCAAGCGAUUCUACACGGACCGCUCGCUGGGGUAUUUUUACCUCGACAACCCGCUCCGGCGCGCGUGCAUUCACGUGCAAGAGAGCCCGUACUUCGACAACUUCAUCCUGCUCGCCAUCUUGCUCAACGCGCUGUUGCUCACGGGCGGCAACGAGCUCGUCGAGCUCACCGAGCCGAUAUUCACCGCGGUGUUCACGAUCGAGUGCGCCAUCAAGAUCAUGGCGCAGUCGUUCCUGUUGGACGACACGUCGUACCUCAAGGACGGGUGGAACGUCCUUGAUUUCACCGUGGUGGUCAUCUCGCUUCUGUCGCUCGUGGUGAGCGGCGGGAAUCUCAGCGCGUUGCGCGUCGUGCGCGUGCUGCGGCCGCUGCGCACGCUGAGCAUCCUGAAGGGCAUGCGCGUCCUCAUCGGGACGAUAUUUAAGUCGAUUCCGAUGAUCGCGAACGUGUUGCUGUUUUGCGUGUUUCUGUUCACCGUGUUUGGGAUCUUCGGCUUACAGAUGUUCAUGGGAGUGAUGCGGAAUCGGUGCUUCGAAGUCGUGCCCGGGACGACGUGCGGCGACCACGAGGGCGACGUCGCCGCCGCGGUGCUGCAGUCCGCGAACGACGAGGAAGGGUGCACGAACCUGACGAUCCACUGGGCGGGAACGCGGUGCGCGAAUGGGAGCCAGAUGUGUCUGAAAGGGAACAACCCGAACUACGGGAUAACCUCGUUCGACGACAUCGGGCACGCGUUUCUGCUCAUCUUUCAGUGCAUCACGUUGGAAGGGUGGACGCCGAUCAUGUACCUCGUGCAGCAGUCCCUGACCGGGUGGACGUUUAUUUAUUUCCUCCUGCUCGUGUUCAUCGGCGCGUUUUUCCUCCUAAACUUGGCGCUCGCGGUCAUGACGGAGGUGUACGACGAGGAGAACACGCGCGCGAAGCUCGAGGCGGAGCAGCAGGCGGAGGAGGAGGACGAGAAGGAGGCGAUCGCGGAGCGCAAGGAGGCGGAGGCGAGGGCGAAACGCCACGAUAAGGGGAUUUAUACGGACGACGAGGAGGACUCGGACGACGAGAAUUUGAGACGGCUGCAGGAGUCCAUCAUAGGCGGCGGCGGCGGCGUGAACGUCAGGGCGUUCUGCAAAGCGAUCAUCAACGCGUCGUGGUUCGGCCCGUUGUUCGUGGUGUUGAUCAUCGCCAACACGAUCGUGCUCGCGAUGGCGUACGACGGCAUGAGCGACAGCUACGAGAAGGGGCUGGACACCGCGAAUUUGGUCUUCACGAUCAUGUUCAUCCUAGAGCUCGUCUUGAAAGUCGUCGGCAUGGGCGUCGAGGAGUACGGCAAGGACCCGUUCAACAAGUUCGACGCCGCGAUCGUUUUGAUGUCGAUCAUCGAGCUCGCGUUCAGCAGCGGCGGCGGGCUGACGGCGCUGAGGGCGUUUCGCAUCAUGCGCGUGUUGAAGCUCAUACGAAGCUGGACGAGUCUUCAGGCGUUUCUCUACAGCGUGUGGCUCACGAUCUGCGAGCUCGGAAACUUUGGGUUCAUCAUCCUCCUGACGAUCUUCAUAUUCACCCUGCUCGGGAUGCAAACGUUCGGGGGUAAGAUGUGCGGCCUCGACGACGGCGCCAUCCCGCGGCAUAACUUCGACACCCUCCUCUGGGCGGCGGUGACCGUGUUUCAGAUUCUCACCGGAGAGGAUUGGAACGCGGUCAUGUACGACGGCAUGGAAGCCUCCGGCGGCGUCACCGCGCUGUAUUUCGUCGCGUUGAUCGUGAUGGGGAACUUCCUCGUGUUGAACUUGUUCGUCGCCAUCUUGCUCACGAACUUUGGGCAGCAGCAGAUGCGCGUGGCGAUGGAGGAGGCGGACCGACUCGCGAGGAUCGAAGAGGAACGCAAGCGCUCGAUCGUGGAGAUAAAGUCCGCGAGACAGGGAAGGCUCAUGUCCGCGUUCGCGCUCGGGGAAGCGGCGACGGACGUCGCGUCGUGCAAGCGCAUGCCCGGCGCGGCGCCGAAGCCGCUCGAUAAGUACGAGAACAAGUCGUUGAACCUUUUCGACGCGACGAACCCGGCGCGGCGGUUUUGCUUCGCCGUCGUCGACGACAAGCAGUUCGACUACCUGAUCAUGGUCUUCAUCUUGAUCUCUUCCCUCACGAUGGCGUUCGAGUCCCCGAAGGCGCUGAAGGACGACCGCGCGGCGACCGCGUUCGAGGCGAUCGACAUCACGUUCACGAUCAUAUUCGGCAUGGAGAUGGUGGCGAAGAUCAUCGCGUUCGGUUUGUACCAAGACGACGACGGCGCGUAUCUGAGAGACCCGUGGAACUGCAUGGACUGCUUCAUCGUCGUCAUCGGCAUCGUGGGCAAGUGCCUUCAAGGGCAAAACAUCUCGUGGGUCCGGGCGCUGAGGACGCUCAGGGCGCUGCGUCCGCUGCGGACGAUCGGACGAAUCCCAGAGCUCAAAGUCGUCGUCAACGCGUUGUUCAAGUCCAUGCCCGGGUUGUUCAACGUCGCCGUCAUCGCGCUCUUAUUCUGGCUCAUCUUCGGCAUCCUCGGCAUGACGCUCUUCAUGGGCGCGUUCGCGAGUUGCAGCGACGCGGACGUCACGAACAGACCCGAGUGCGUCGACGGAGUUUGGUCCUCGCCGUCGGACACGGGGAACUUUAACCACAUCGGGAACGCGAUGCAGACGUUGUUCGAGAUGAGCACCACGGAGGGGUGGACGACGGUGAUGUACAACGGCGUCGACGCGCGGUCGGACGAGAUGGCGCCGGAGCGAAACUAUAACCCGGCGGCGACGUUGUAUUUCGUGUCGUUCAUGGUCGUGGCGAAUUUUUUCAUCCUGAACUUGUUCGUCGGCAUCAUUCUCGAUAACUUCGCGAAGCUCGCGAGCGCGAGCGCGGACGGCGGAAGCGGUCUCAUGACGAAAGCGCAGCAGCAGUGGGUCCGGAGCCAGCAAAAGUAUCAGCGCACCGCGGCGCCGGUGCAGCUGAACUACUACCCGGAGUCGAAAGAGCGCACGGCGGUGUACAAAGUCAUCGAGUCGAAAAAUUUCGAGUGGUUCAUAAUGUCCGCGAUCAUGGCGAACGCGGUCACGAUGGCCGCUGAGUCGUACGGUCAAGCGGAUUCGACGACGCGCGUGCUCGAAGGGUUCGGGUACUUCUUCUUCUGCAUCUUCCUCCUCGAGGCGAUCGCGAAGCUGUACGCGAUGUACCCCAAGGCGUAUUUCAACGACCGGUGGAACUGCUUCGAUUUUUUCUGCGUGUGCACGACGAUCAUCGGAUACAUCAUCGGCGGCGGCGGGAUCGCGUCGAUGUUCCGACUGUUCCGCCUCGCGCGCGUGUUCCGGUUGAUUCGCACGCUGAAAGGACUCAGGAUGUUGUUCAACACGCUCGUGAUGAGCUUCCCGAGUCUCAUAAACAUCGGCGGAUUGCUGUUCCUGUUGAUGUUCGUGUACGGGGUGUUGGGGAUGAACAUAUUCGGGAAGGUGAAGUUUGGCGAGCACCUCAACGAGCAAGCGAACUUCAGAGACUUUGGGAUGUCGCUGAUGCUGUUACUCCGAACUGUCACCGGCGAAGCGUGGAACGCGAUCAUGUACGACUGCAUGAACACGAGCGAUUGCGACUCGAACGUCGACUGCGAGAUCGGCGAGUGCUGCGGCAGCGAAGGCGCGCCUCUGUACUUCAUAACCUUCGUCGUCUUCGGGUCGUUUAUCACGCUGAACCUCCUCAUCGCGGUCGUGUUGGAUAACUUCAGCAACAACAAGAAGCAAGACACGGUGACGCACGUCAGCGAGGACGACGUCGAGGACUUCGCCGAGGCGUGGAAGAAGGUGGACCCGCACGCCACGGGCUUCAUUCAGAUGACGAAGCUCGCGUUUUUACUCAACAUCACGUCGCCGCCGCUGGGGGUGAAAGGGAAGAACCUGUCGAGGUUAGGGCUGCUCCGGUUUCAAAAGAACCUGAACCUGAGAGUCGACAGCAACUAUCUGCACUAUCAAGACGUCCUCCAAGCCCUGACAUCGCACGCGAUGGGG
This is a messenger RNA of Micromonas pusilla CCMP1545, 4050 nucleotides long. Its product is annotated as voltage-gated ion channel superfamily. The transcript is spliced from 5 exons. The record is from RefSeq and is a predicted model, not a curated record. Lineage: Eukaryota; Viridiplantae; Chlorophyta; Mamiellophyceae; Mamiellales; Mamiellaceae. The annotation marks the transcript as partial. Gene Ontology annotation, biological process: calcium ion transmembrane transport. Gene Ontology annotation, cellular component: voltage-gated calcium channel complex; plasma membrane; voltage-gated sodium channel complex. Gene Ontology annotation, molecular function: voltage-gated calcium channel activity; voltage-gated sodium channel activity.